UUCGCCUCCUCUUCAACUAGCGCUUUGCGGCCGGUGGUCCUCCCCUCGAUCCAGUUCCUCACCACACCAAGAGCGCAACCCACCGUGUCUCCCCUUCCUCUAAUCUUCCAAUUCCAACCAUCCCUUCUCUCCCCUCCUCAGCUCCGAACGCCAGGCAUGGACAACCAGCAGCUCUUUGGUUCCUCCUACGUGGACACGUCUUUCUUCGCGGCCAAUGGUACGUACGACGCCGCCCUUCAACUAGCGCUUUGCGGCCGGUGGUCCUCCCCUCGAUCCAGUUCCUCACCACACCAAGAGCGCAACCCACCGUGUCUCCCCUUCCUCUAAUCUUCCAAUUCCAACCAUCCCUUCUCUCCCCUCCUCAGCUCCGAACGCCAGGCAUGGACAACCAGCAGCUCUUUGGUUCCUCCUACGUGGACACGUCUUUCUUCGCGGCCAAUGGCACGGCGCAGCGGGAGAGUCAGCCGAAGGCUCGGCGCAGGCGGCGGAGGGCCGCGAGAUGCGGCGGAGGGGAUGGUAACGGCGGGGAGAUGGACGAAGGAGGGGACCCCAAGAAGCGGCGGCUCACCGAUGAGCAGGCGGAGAUGCUGGAGCUGAGCUUCCGGGAGGAGCGCAAGCUGGAGACUGGCCGGAAGGUGUAUCUGGCCGCCGAGCUCGGGCUCGACCCCAAGCAGGUCGCCGUGUGGUUCCAGAACCGCCGGGCGCGCCACAAGAGCAAGACGCUCGAGCAGGAGUUCGCCAGGCUCAAGCACGCCCACGACGCAGACAUCCUCCACAAAUGCCACCUCGAGAACGAGGUAAGCUUGCUCGCACACACACACACGGGCGUACAUAUCAAUUCCUCUUCGUUCUUGCACAAGCUGACUGACACCCAGCUGCUGAGGCUGAAGGAGAAGCUGAGAGCGACUGAGGAGGAGGUGCAGCGCCUCAGGUCGGCAGCUGGGUGCCACGGGGCAUCCGCCGAUGGCGGAGACUCAGCUGGCGCCGUUAGCGUGUGCGGCGGGAGCCCGGGCUCGUUCUUCUCGACGGGAACCUGCCAGCAGCAUCCGGGUUUCAGCGGGGCAGACGUGCUGAGGCCGGACGAUGACCUGAUGAUGUGCGUCCCCGAGUGGUUUUUCGCAUGAAUUACCUAGAGUUUAUGGUGGCUACGCCGAUAGCAGCGUGUUCGAGUGUUUUUUAUCAUGAAAUAAAAUCUCCCACAAAAUAGGCGCUAUAACUGCUCGGAAGCCUCGCCGCUAUGCUAUGGCUGCAUGCCGCCGCCAAAUCCUCCACAAAUCCCUUCAAAGGCCUGCUAUGCGGUCGCUAUAGCUGCUGGAAAAGGCCGCCGCUAAAUCGUUUCUCCCACGAUUUUAAUCUUUGGUUUUUAGCCUGUAUAUAUGGGGUGAUUUGAAAUUGACACGAGCUGGACAUCAACUACAUGCUGAUCGAUUACUGUUCUAGUUAGCCAUAGUUUUAAUUAAUAAGUUGGGGACGAUCUCUAUGCGUGCGUGUUGUUUAAUUAUGUAUCGAGAGUGUUGAUUAAUGGCAAAAGCUUGCAAGCUAGCAAGUGUAGUACUGGUCACUCUCUUGAAGAUCAGAGAUGAUGUGUGUUAUCAUUUGAUAUAUAUUUUACUUAAGCCGUAAAUUGUCUUCUUAGUGAAGCACUGUGUAUGUACAAGUUGGUAAUCAUCUUUGCAAAUGAAGGUCUAAAUAUUGAUGAUGAUGUUGGUGGUGACUGGUUAGUACGAUAUACAAUUUCAAUCUGUCCAGUAAUAACAUAUUAAAAUUAUGAUUAUCCGUUGGUUUUGGUAAAAAUGAAUGUAAAAUCAAAAGGAUGACAUUUUUCACGGCCAAUGAUGAUUAUAUGCUCUAAUAUACAAAGUUUUGUAUGUUAAUUAGCCCUUGUGUUCUAAUAUAACUUUGUAAAACAUGAAAUUUAUUUAUAUCAGUUCAUUUCCCCAUACUACUGGCUACAUGGUGCUUUCGCUCCUAUGUACGUACUUAUAUACUGCUCCAACUCUUUGGUACAGUUAAGUGCGAGACUGCAGAGCGUACAUGGAUUAACUUCAACAAAUUCAAGUGUAACUAAGAACUGGUCGCAAAAUAUAUGAAACUCAGAUUGUUAUGACUUUAACCCUAGCUAGACCGAGAAUAUUAGACAACAGCUGUCAUAAAAUACUCUUCUAACCCAAGACCGAAUGAGUAAUUAAGUUGCAUUUUGCUGAAUUUGAAAAGUUUGUGCAUCAAAUUUUAGUAAUAACUGAUGCGAUCUAAUUUCGAUAUUAAUUUCAGAGAGUUUAUGGUGAUGUGAAGCUUGAGAUGGGGAGGGGAUUUGUGGCAAUGCAGGGACGGGGGCACGCAGAUUGUGGGCCGCCGAUCUACGCCAAGAUUGGGAAAUCUGUUUGUGUAUAUAGCGUUUUUGUCUAGUAUAUAAGAUUUGAUAUAUGUGUGUAAUGCCAUUGUAUAUCGAAGCCGUAUACCUGUCCUUGUGGGGUUGUGUAACUGUUCGUGUGGGGUAGUCUAAUAUACAAUAAGUGAAUCUAACAUAGACAAAUAACAGCGAAAGCA
Molecule: messenger RNA, 2547 nt
Organism: Triticum aestivum (bread wheat)
Lineage: Eukaryota; Viridiplantae; Streptophyta; Magnoliopsida; Poales; Poaceae
Product: homeobox-leucine zipper protein HOX14
Exons: 2
Coding region: 381-1124 (247 amino acids)
Biological process (GO): positive regulation of DNA-templated transcription
Cellular component (GO): nucleus
Molecular function (GO): DNA-binding transcription factor activity, RNA polymerase II-specific; sequence-specific DNA binding
Source: RefSeq, a predicted model, not a curated record